This is a messenger RNA of Ichthyophthirius multifiliis, 2004 nucleotides long. RefSeq lists its product as hypothetical. The transcript has 4 exons. NCBI's taxonomy places the organism in Eukaryota, Ciliophora, Oligohymenophorea, Hymenostomatida. The record is from RefSeq and is a predicted model, not a curated record. Gene Ontology annotation, cellular component: membrane; endoplasmic reticulum. Gene Ontology annotation, molecular function: long-chain fatty acid-CoA ligase activity.
AUGGGUUGCUAUUAAAGUAAAAAUGUUAUAUAUUAAGUUUCUGUUUCUGAACCUAGAUAAGGUGAAACUGCUAUAUAUAGAUCUCCUAAAGCUUUAGAAUAAUUGUUAUUAUCUCCAGAUGAUAAAUGCUUUACAAUGUAAGAUAUUCUUUUAUAAUCUUUAAAAUAAUUCGGUCCUUUGCCUUUCUUAGGUACUAUUGAUAAAUAAACAUUUAAUAAAUAUAACUGGAAGACAUAUAACUAAACAAAAGACAUGAUAGAAAAACUAGGAACUAAUAUAAAUAGAAAAAAAUUAUACACUGUUGCUAAUGAUUUCGAAAAUUUCAAAAUGAAUUUGGUAGGAAUAUUUUCAAAAAAUAGAGAAGAAUGGCUUGUUUUAGAAUAUGCUAAUUGUUUAUAUAGAAAAACUAUGGUGCCACUAUAUGAUACAUUAGGACCUGAAUCUAUUUAAUAUAUUUUAGAGCAAACAGAACUAGAAAGUCUGUUUAUUGAUUAAGAUGCAGUCGAUUCUUUAAUUAAAACUAAUUAAUUAGAAAAUCUUAAAAAUGUAAUAUUAUUCGAUGAAAUAUCUGAGGAUAAAAACAAAAAACUAUAAGAGAAAGGACUUACUAUCAUUAAAUUUAAAGAUUUACUUUAAUUAGAAGGGGCUCCAGAUUAAUAUGAAAAAGUUAGUCCAGAUGAUAUUUUCACAUUUUCAUAUACUUCAGGGACUACAGGAUUCCCUAAAGGGGCUAUGAUCUCUCAUAAAAAUAUAGUCUCAGUUAUUGCUGUUUGCACAGAAGAAAAAAUGGAUACAAAUGAUGUUUAUUAUUCAUAUCUUCCACUUCCUCAUGUAUUUGAAAGAUUAUCUAUAUGUUAUUUUUUAUUCAUAGGAGGCAGAAUAGGAUUUUAUAGAGGUGAUGUCAAAAAACUUAAAGAAGAUCUUGCAAUCGUUAAACCCACUGUAUUUGUGGCUGUACCAAGAGUUUUAAAUAAAUUUUUUGACGCUAUAAAUGCUUAGUUUAGUUAGGCUUAAGGACUAAAAGGGAAAUUAUUAUAAAAAGCUUUAUAGACAAAAAUUUAUUGGUCUAAAAAUGGAUAUUAUACUCAUAAAUUUUGGGAUAAAUUAAUAUUUAAUAAAGUAAAAAAUGCCCUUGGAGGAAACGUUAAAUUUUCAUUAUGUGGAGGAGCACCUAUUAGUAGUGAAGUUUUAACUUUUUUAAGAGGAACUUUAUGUAUGCCUAUAAACGAAGGAUACGGAUAAACUGAAGGUACAGGAGCUUAGUUUUCUACAUAUAAAGAUGAUGGAGAGACAGGACAUGUAGGAGGUAUUAGAGGACAUUUGGAAAUGAAGCUAAUAGAUAUUCCUGAAAUGCGAUAUACAUCAAAAGAUUUAGAUUAAGAUGGAAAUCCAUGCCCUAGAGGUGAAAUAUGUGUAAGAGGAAACUCUAUUUUUUGUGGAUAUUAUAAAUAAAAAGAUAAAACUAUGGAAGCUAUAGAUAAAGACGGAUGGUUACAUAGUGGGGAUGUCGGAAGAAUCAAUUUUAAGACAAAAAGUUUAACAAUUAUAGAUAGAAAGAAGAAUAUUUUCAAAUUGUCAUAAGGAGAAUACAUUGCUCCUGAAAAAAUCGAAAAUGUGUACUUGAGAGCUUAAGGAGUCGAAGAAUGCUUCGUUUAUGGAGAUUCUUUAUAAUCUGUACUUAUUGCUAUUGUACAUCCUACAUUAGAAUACUUGAAAUAAUUAGCAGAUGAAAAAGGAUAUACUUAUGAUCCAGAAUAAUUAUGUAAAAAUAAGGAGAUAAUUAAAAUCAUUAAGGAUAAUAUGAUCUAAUUAGGAAAAUAAGAAGGACUUUUUGGCUUUGAAUAGGCAAAAGGAUUGUAUUUAUUCCAUAAGUCUUUCAGUGAAAUUAAUUGUUUGACUAAUACUAUGAAACUCAAAAGAAAAGAAUGUAAAGAUUACUUUAAAUAGUUUAUUGAUGAAUUUUAUGCAGAAGAAAAUAAAAAAUAAUAAGAAUAAUAAAAAUGA